UAUCUGUUUCAGUCAGGACAGACGACCCUCAGUUCCACUCAUAUCAACAUAGAAAAUGGAGGGCGAUUCGCUCAUAGAGGAAGACCCGUCAUGUUCAGUGUGUGGAGAAGUGUUCAGUGUUCCCUUGGUCCUCUGCUGUGUUUCAUGCGGAAGCAGCUUCUGUGAAAAUUGCUGUCAGCAGUUUUGGGAAACACAAUGUCCUUUUUGCAGACGAGAGGCCUCUGGAUCCCAUCUCAGAAAGUGCAGAGAGCAAAGAAUGAAGGCACUCAUCAGAAGAUAUCAAGUGUCAGUAGAAAUCUCGCUCAGUGAUGUAUUCUCUGAUUAAAUUCUGGAGCCAAUCAGAAGACAGAUCUCCCAAGGGCCAUCUUAAGUGGGAGGGGGGCUCAUGGUAUCCCCUUGUGACACAACUAGGCAACGAAGGACUCAAAGAAGCAAUGGCCACCAAGCAAUCACAUCUUGCAGAAGACCUGUCGUGCCCCAUCUGCGGAAGUAUCCUGCAAAAGCCUGUAGUGCUGUUUUGCAGACAUCGCUUCUGCAAACCAUGCCUGGAAAGCCUUUGGAACGGUGGAGGGUCUUGCGAAUGCCCUCUUUGCUGUCAGCCAUCGUCUAUGGGGGAGCUCGUAGUCAACACCGUGCUUGAGAAGACCUGCGAGGGCUUUCUGGAGAAAUGCAAAAAUGACCCUCUUGCGUGCAGGGAGCAUGGUGAGACCUUGACGCUCUUUUGUUUGGAGCACCUGGAACCAACUUGUAGCAAAUGCAAGUCAUCAAUGAACCACCAGGGUCACAGAUUAUAUCCAUUAAACGAAGCUUCCCAUGACUGUAAGGAGGAACUCAAAAAUGCUUUAAAACCACUUCAGGAAAAGUUGAAGCUCUUCCGAAAAGCAAAACUCACCUGCGAGCAUGCAGUGAAUCAUAUUAAGAAUCAGGCAGAGAACACAGAGAGGCAGAUCCGAGAGGAGUUUGAGGUCCUGCACCAGUUCCUGAGGGAUGAGGAAGCAUCUCGGCUCUCCAUGCUCAAGCAAGAGAGAGAACAGAAGAGGCAGAUGAUGAACGAAAAGAUUGAGGAUUUGGAGAAUGACAUCACUUCACUAACCAACACUAUAAGAAUUAUUGAACAGGAGAUGAUGUCUCAGGAUAUACCAUUCCUCAAGAAUUAUAAAGACACCAUAAAGAGAACCUGGCGAAUUCCCCAGGAUCCAGAGAUGAUGGCAGGUUCACUGCUUGAUAUAGCAAAGCACCUGGGCUCACUGAAGUUUAAAGUGUGGGAGAGAAUGUUGGAAAUCAUUCAGUAUACUCCCGUGACCCUUGAUCCGAACACUGCGGCCAGCUGCUUCCUGCUGUCAGAGGACCUGACUACAAUACAGUGCUGCUCUCAGACGUUUAAGCUCCCAGAAAACCCUGAGCGUUUCGAUGUAGGAGCAGAGGUUCUGGGCUACGAGGGCUUCAGCUCUGGGCGACACAGCUGGGACGUGGAGGUCAAAAACAACACCUACUGGGUCAUUGGAGUUGCCAGCGCAUCCAUCAGCCGGAAGGGAAAGCACGUGUUGACGCCCGCUGAGGGCUUCUGGACUAUCAGGCUACGAAACGGAGAGUAUAAAGCCUGCACUGCCCCAUGGUCCCCUCUUACUAUGACCGAGGAGCCACAGGUGGUGCGAGUCGUGUUGGACAUGAACAGGUCCAGGGUGACUUUCUAUGACUUACGAGAGAGAACACCUCUGUUCACCUACACAAACAUUAUCACGCCCAGAGCAUUCCCGUACUUCUGCAGCGCAUGUAAGGAUUACCCACUGAAAGUGCUGCCCGCUUGGAUAACCAUUAAAUCAGAUUGAUGCACAGAACGUCUCAUUAGCUACUAGUGUAAAAAUUCAGCACCACAUGGUUUGGAUUUUUAACACCUAACCAAAACGGUCAUGAACUGUUAGUCUUGUGGACAGUUAUUGUCUUUUAAUUGUUAGACUCAUGGACAGUUAAUCCACUGAAAAAUGCUGUUUGUUUUGGUAAUCUUCAAUCAAAAGCUGAUCAUCUGUUCCACUCUGGAAUAGCAGUCCACCUUUGAUGAUCUCUGUUUGACAGCUUGGGUGAAAUAUGUUUAGCCACGGCCCCUCAAACCCCCCUCUGAGCAAUGUGAGGAGAGUUUACUCCUACUGACUUGGUAUAAUAUUUUGGUCCGUUUAGAAACUUUGCCAUGAAAAAGUAAAGCAGAUCAAGAACAAAAAGCAACAGUGAGUACGUUUACAUGGACACCAAUAAUUCGAUUUUAAUGCAAUUAUGACAAUACUCUGAUUAAGAGUCUACCAUGUAAACAGCAACUUUUGAUUAAUUUAGUCCAUUAAGGUCAUAAUUGAACUAAAGAAAAAUCGAAUUAAGACGUGUGGAGUAUGCUGAUUUUAGUCGCAUUAUUGAAGUGCAGUACAGACAAUAAUCAAUAAACACCUUAAUCAAACUAUUCCCAUCAUGAUAGGACUUUUCGCCACGUUUUGCGACUGGAUAGUCCACACACACACACACACACACGCACACACACGCACGCGCACACGCACACGCACACGCACACGCACACGCACACACACACGCACACACACACACACACACACACACACACGGCUGUUUGAAACUCUUUGCACCUAUGGAGUGCAGACCACAGACAACUGCAUGGUGAAAAGCGGAGUUUUUUCUUCCAUUCAGCGUGCGGUAUGAACUUCCAUUAAAACAACACUCUUCCAGCUGUUCAUAGUUGCAUCCAAUAUCUCGUUUGUCACGGUGGGCAUGCAUGAAAUGAUUCUAAAUGAAAGUGAAAGUGCCAAACUGCAAUUAAAGUCGACAAAUUAAAAAUGAAACAACCAAAACUUACAUGAAACUCCGGAGGAAAUGCGGAUAUCGUGGUGACGCAAUGACGUUAAUCGAAUUAUGUGCUAUAACAUGUAAAACGGGCAUCAUGAAAGGAACAUUCAAAAAGCAACUCAUGUAAACACCUUAAUCUUAUUAUUGUCUUAAUUAGAUUAAGGCAAAUAAUUCGAUUACUGUUGUCCAUGUAGUCAUUGUAACAAUUUGAAUCCCUGUUUUGGAAUAAAACAAUAGAUCUACAGGUGUGAAAGCACCCUUGAAGUGCCUUGUUUCUAACUCUAUUCCCUUACCUCAUUUAAUGAAUCAUAAAUAUGCAAAUUAGUUGUCUUCGCUCAGUCAUACCGAAUCAGACCUACUCCAAUCAGAUAACCAGUGCAGCAGACCCUACACAGAGGCAAUUGUCUUGGAUUAAUGGUCAUCGGUGUGACAGUCUUUGGAAUUUUGAGAGUCAAUCUGAGAGUGAAUUCAUUCAAAUUCUGAAUGUAUUAUAACAGGGUUGCCAACUCGCAUGCAUGUGGCAUCAGGGACACUAGACGCUUUCAAGCUCUGUAUUACGCUCUCAUGCUCAAAUUCACUCAAAAAUGAAAAUUCUGCCAUGAUUUAUUCAGCCUUUACUUCAGCCUUUCAAAUCUUUAUGAGUUACUUUUUUUCUGAUAAUUCUUUUGAAAAAAUUUGGAAACCUGCAACCAUUGACUUCCACAGUAUUUGUUUUGUCUACUAUUGAAGUCAACGGUGGUUACAGGUUUUCAUCUUCCUUCAAAAUAUCUUGUGUUUAUCAGGAGAAAAACCACUUGAGAAUGAGUAAACAGUAUUUUUUGAGGCGGGGGGAAGGGGUUAAACCUCAUGUGGUUUUAAACUACACGUUUCUUUCUUUGGUUGAAUACAAAACAAGAUAUUUUAAAGAAUGUUGGUUGCUGGCACCCAUUAACUUCCAUAGCAGAAAGAAAUUUCUCUCUACCAGGAAUUUUUAAAACGCCUUAGGGAAAAUAAAGUAAGAACAUUGUUCUUCAUUGUAAUUUUUCAGUGAAGAAACCCAUUAAGUAAUUUUAGCCACUGAUUUCUUUAAGUACAAUUUUUUUUGGCAUCUUUGUGCAUGAUUACUACUGUCUGACAUUUGCAAAUACAUUUAAAAUGAGUUUGUGGGACUCUUUAAUUAUUAUUAAAUUUUAUAAUAAUCAGUUAAGUGGUAUUUGUACAAGUUAGCAUUUUUUAGCCUAUAUUUUGCUAAAAAGUUAUAAUAGUUGGUGUAGGAAGAGGAACACAGUAAACAUAGUAAAGGUAAAAUUUUCUCCAUUUUAGAUCAUUUUUUUGAAUGCCACAAUCAGAUGUUUUCUUGUGUACUGUUGGUACUGUAAAUUGUAUUGAAAAUUUUGGAAAUGAGCUGCUGUGUCUGUUUCUUUCAUUUAAACAUUAUUUUCAGCACAACUUUGUCACAUCUGUACUUGAUCUAGGUCACACCUAAAUAUGUGGAAAGUGUGAGGGGAACCAAUUGCUUCUUAUACAUUUGAAAUAGUAAACUUGAGUUUGCAAAAGA
Messenger RNA from Danio aesculapii, 4378 nucleotides. It is a transcript of the gene trim35-13, whose product is annotated as tripartite motif containing 35-13. NCBI's taxonomy places the organism in Eukaryota, Metazoa, Chordata, Actinopteri, Cypriniformes, Danionidae. The transcript has 7 exons. Gene Ontology annotation, molecular function: zinc ion binding; protein binding. The coding region runs from base 309 to 1829 and encodes 506 amino acids. The record is from RefSeq and is a predicted model, not a curated record.